GCGAGCCGGCUUCUACCCGCCGCGGCGCGAGGCCUCCCCCCAGGGGCGGGGCCGUAACGGUCCCGUCCGGCGCGAGGCUCCUCCCCCCCUCCGCCCCCGCCCCCCCGCGGAGCCGGCCGGGGCCGGGAUGGCGGCGGCGGGGGGCGAGGCCCGGGAGGAGGAGGAGGAGCGGGAGGUGGUGCGGGUCCGGGUCAAGAAGCGCGAGGGGUUCCUGCAGCCCGAGUUCCGCACCUUUGCCGUCGAUCCCCAGAUCACCUCGCUGGAUGUCCUCCAGCACAUCCUCAUCCGCGCCUUCGACCUCAACGGGAAGAAGAACUUUGGGAUCAGCUACCUGGGCCAGGAGAAGCAGGGCCAGGAGACGUACCUGUCACUGCUGUCGGACUGGGACCUGACCACGGCCUUCGCCAGCGCCUCCAAGCCCUACCUGCAGCUCCUCGUAGACAUCAAGCCUUCGGAAGACAGCCCCCUGCUGGAGGACUGGGACAUCAUCAGCCCCAAAGAUGUCAUCAGCACUGAUCUGCUCCUGGUGGAGAAGCGGUCCCUGGCGGCGGCCGCCCUGCCUUUCACCCAGACCAUCAUCUCCCAGGUGGGCCGGACGCUGUCGAAGGUCCAGCAGGCUCUGAGCUGGUCCUAUGGGGAGGACGUGAAGCCGUUCAAACCGCCGCUGAGCGACUCCGAGUUCCACACCUACCUGAACCACGAGGGGCAGCUGAACCGGCCCGAGGAGCUGCGGCUGCGCAUCUACCAUGGCGGCGUGGAGCCCUCGCUGCGCAAAGUGGUGUGGCGCUACCUGCUGAACGUCUACCCGGACGGGCUGACGGGCCAGGAGCGCAUGAACUACAUGAAGCGCAAGACGCGGGAGUACGACCAGCUGAAGGGCCAGUGGGCGGAGCGGGCCAGCCCCGAAGACCUGGACUUCAUCCGCAGCAACGUCCUCAAGGACGUUCUCCGCACGGACCGCACCCACCCCUACUACGCCGGCUCGGAGGACAACCCGCAUCUGACUGCCCUUCACGACCUGCUGACCACCUACGCCGUCACCCACCCGCAGAUCUCCUACUGCCAGGGCAUGAGUGACAUCGCCUCGCCCAUCCUGGCCGUCAUGGACAACGAGGCCCACGCCUUCAUCUGCUUCUGCGGCAUCAUGAAGCGCCUGGAAGGCAACUUCCAGAUGGACGGCGAGGUGAUGUCCCUCAAGUUCUCCCACCUCAAGCUGCUCCUCCAGUACUCGGAUCCUGAGUUCUACGCCUACCUCCUCUCCCGGGGUGCUGACGACUUCUUCUUCUGCUACCGCUGGCUGCUGCUGGAGCUGAAACGGGAGUUUGCCUUUGAGGACGCCUUGCGGAUGCUGGAGAUAACCUGGAGCUCCUUGCCACCGGAUCCUCCGGAGAAGGAGGUGGAGCUGGUGGGGCCGCCGGCCAGGCUCAGUGAGAGCGGCCAGCCUGUCCGCCAACGCCACAUGCUGCGGCCCACCUGUAGCUUCGAAGCGACUGGGGACCGGCCUUGCUUGGAGGACCCCGGAGACCAUCCUUGUCUGGAGCAGAAGACCUUAUUGAAGCAAUCCAGCUUUGGAGAAUUCAAGUACUACAGCGCUCGUGAGGACAGCUCCGAGGAAGAGCCUUCGCUGAGAUCCCAGCGCUCUAUGGAGGAAGAGGAGGACUUCUGCAGCGAGCAGGACCCCUUGCUCCAGCUCCCGGCCAUGACCAAGUCUUUCUCCGCCCCGUCCCUCCGGCUCCUGACCCCGCCCACGCCCUCCCGAGACUCCACCUCCUCCCCCUCCCCUCCCCCCUCCGGCAGCGAGAAGAGCGAGAGCCUGCCGGAGGAGAAGGGAGAUUUGGCAGGUGACACGCCAUCCUCCUCACCCAGCAGCCCCCUCCCCGCCGCCCCGUCCCCAGCCACGGUGAGCUUGCCUCCGCCGCAGGAGUUCGGCAAAGGCAACCCCUUCAUGCUCUUCCUGUGCCUGGCCAUCCUGCUGGAGCACCGGGACCACAUCAUGAAGAACAACAUGGACUACAACGAGCUGGCCAUGCACUUCGACCGCCUGGUGCGCCGGCACAAUCUGGCCAAGGUGCUGCACCGGGCCAAAGCCCUCUUCGCCGACUACCUGCAGUCCGAGGUCUGGGACUCAGAGGAGGGGGACGAGGCGGCCGCAGAGUCCCCAGCCGUCUCGUGACAUCUCCCCCUCCCCCCAAAACUCUCCCACCACUCCCCAUUCCGGUGGCCUCCUUGAGACUCAUCACAGGUCAGCCAGGAGGGACUCCUUGCUCUGGAUCCUCUCUGUUCCCCCUGGAUCUAAUGGUCUCCUUGGAAGAUCCUUCAUGGACCAACCAGGAUCUCUCCCCCCUGUGAGACCCCCUCCCUCCAUCCCCCUGCAGAUCUAAUGAUCUCCCUGGAACAUUCUUCAUGAACCAACCAGGAUCUGCCCUUUCCAUUGGCAUCCUCUCUAGUUUCAACUAUCUCCUUGGAAGAUCCAUCAGAGACCAACUAGAAUAUCUCCCUUCCUGUUAGAUCCCCUUCAAACACCCCCGGAUUUAAUGUUCUCCUUGGAAGAUCCUUCAUGGACCUACCAGGAUCUGGCCUUCCCAGUGGGUUCCCCUCUAACCAUCCCCUUCUGACUCCAGUGAUCCUUUUGGCAGAUCCAUCCCCUUGGAAGAUCCUUCAGAGACCCAGCCAGGAUCGGCCACUCGGACUCCGGUGCCUUUUUCUUUUAUGUGCAUUAGCAGAUCCGGUUUUUGGUUUCUCUCCCCGCUGCGGCUGCAGCCUCUGACAGCGUCGCUGCCCAAAGCUGGGGAGGGCUCCCAGCUCCCCGCCCCAGAGAUUCAGAUGCUACGUUGAGUGUUAAGACUUGACGGCUGGGAUGUACGUGCGCUUUUCCGUUCCGCUUUUCACUGACCCAUAACUUGGCUGGUUCCCUUUUAAACCAAGUUGCCCAGUCGUGGUAUAUUUCCUCCUCCCAUGAAGAGAUCGAGUGGAAUUUAUUCCGCGCUUUGGAGGAAGACCAGACAUCAGCUCCCAUGAUGCAAAAGGGCAGGAAUCCGGGAUGCUGGGGGAUCAAACAACGUGUGAUCUCUGCUGGCUUGACACUUCCGUUCGGUAGCCGUUUCCCUGGGCAAACGGACCCCAGUGGCUCCUUGGAUUUGCUGGGAUGUAAAACUAACCAGAGCUCUUCGAUCAGCCGAGUCUUUCUGUUCCUGUUUUAACGAGAGAUCAGCUGUUGAUAGAGGCAAGACCUGCUUGCAUGUGGAUUGACUUCUGGGGCAGGAGCCGUAGCGGUGGGGAGAGGGGCAGGCUGGAGGUAUCGCAAACAAAACCAUUUCCGUCGAUCGCGCCUCUUCGCGCUGCGUUAGCGUCCCUGUGGCGGGUUGGCUCUGGCGUGCGAUCUGCUGACGGCCUGUCCAGAAGCGGGUUCUGAUCUCGGCCGGGCCAGCAUCAGUCUGGAGCGUCUCUGGACGCUGCCGAGAUCGGAGCCUCGCUCGUUUCUAUGACAUGGGCUCGGAAGCGGAGCCUGGCCUACAUCAGCCGCGCCGAUCUGGGAAUUUCUGCCGACGAAGACGUCUUCUGAACAUCCUCUUUCCCCUUCGCGUCCGCCCGGAGUUGAACGGGGCUUGCUCAGCUGGGAUCUGGCCCCGAUGCCUUUUUGUUUCAGUAGCAUCCAUCUGCGUUGGCCUUGUCUUAGCUCAGAGACCCACCCCCUGCAUCAGUGCAUGUGUUGGAUGGCCUGGCUCAAGACAGCGACGGAUAUUCCCCCCCUCCGGAUAUCUGCCCCUCCUAUCGUCCCAGAGCUGGGCUCUUUGUAUGACGUCUGAGAUGAAUCCCUUCAUGCAGCCACGUGGGGUUUAGAGUCUCUAAGGCAGACGAAGCAGAGAGCUGGCUGUGCCAUAGCAGAGAAGGGGAUUUUCUCUAGGUCCUAUUGGAAAAACAAACAACAACAAGGGGAAACGUGCCUGCUCCAGUUCCUGUAGGGGAGCAGCCUGGCCACUAGAGGGCACUGAUAACUCGCACUGAGCUUUGCAGAUCUGAGUUCUCUACCCCAGGGCGGCUCUGGGUUGUGAGAUCCCCCAGGAUCUAGGUAGGGAUGGGGAGAGAAACCGGCCGUCCCCUUGGUGUCGGUUCAGGGGGGAUCUUUCUGGUGAUCUGGGGGAUCGCCAGAGAGUUGGUACGUAGCCCUGUUACCGGAGGGACCGGCAGGCAGAGCCCGGAUUGGCAGGCGUCUCUGGGGGGGUGUAUCUGGCCUGUGGGAGGUCCCGAGAGAUUGGCCUGCCCAGAGCCUGCACCGGUGCAGCCCCUGUCCCCCACCCAGAGCUCCUACGCACCUCCCCCCCCCCCGCCUCCUCAAACUGGCCGUGCCUGGGGAGAGAAAUUGAUUAUGACUCGUGUUGUAACUGACCAUCAGUGGCAGCAGUUGAUGCUUCUCUGGGCUGAUGGACUAGGCUGAUGCGCAGGGGGCUGUUGGCCAUGGGGCGGAGGCAGAGGGGACUGGCCCCUCCCACCAGAUUAACUUCCCCCUUAAUUACAACCCACAGCUAGUCAACUGUAGCAGCCCCGCCCUGGUCAGUUUCACACCCCUUGGCUGGCCCAGCUGUAACUGACUAGCCGCAGGAGCCGUCUUGCGACCCGACUGGCCCCCGAGCCCGAUCGAGACGUCAGUGGCCCCUGCUAAAGGCCACUCAGUUCUCGGCCGCUUGUCUCCUUGCGAGCAGGGUUGGCUGGCUUGACUCCCCGGCGCUCUCCGUUCAUUGCGCUCGAGGGGGGUUUUCACAUUUGACCCGCGUCGGCAUCUUCUCGCCUUUGGCUGCCUCCGAAAAGCAGCGGCUUGAAAACACCACGUUCUGCCUUGCUGCGCGGCCCCUUCCCUCGUCCCGGCAGGGAGUCGGACGCAGUCACAGGGAAGGGAGCCACUUGGGCUGUACCCUGGAUCGCGCAUGGGCCGAACCUUAAACUCGGGUUCCAGAUCUUCCCAGCGGGAGCGAGGGGCAGGGGUGGGCAGUUAUAGGCAGCAGUGAGGCUCUGUGGGAACAGGGGUGCCCAGGGGGUCGCCCCUCAGAUCCAGGGGCGUUUGCCUCCCCAUCUGUUGUUGGCUCCAGCAUCUUGCCGACGCCGGGAAGGCGCCUGACUCCGGUGUCCAGCAGAAUGGACGCAGCACAUGCUCCCCCUACAGCCCAUUGCGGGAGAGUGUGAUGGGCUGACCCCAGCGGGUGGCGUGCUCCUUGAUAGCCCAUGGGGGGCGGCAGCGAUCACUCUCCUCCGCCCUUCCCGUGCCCCCCGGGCAGCCCCACAAUAGCUUAGCCCCGAACAAACACGCACCAAGCCCUGCCCUGCUGCUCUGGGGCUAGAUCAAACCUGCCCCAGCGGGGUGCUUCCUCCGGAGCUCCCAGCGUGAGGAAACAAGGAAGCCGCCGGUGUGUCUCUGACAACUCUGUGCCGCUUCCUUUGAACGCGCAGGGGGCUCUUGGAUUUCACCGCCGGAGGAGGGUCAGACUCGACUCUUGUGGACACUCGUGUCCUUAAAACACCUCCAUCCUCAUUGCCAAGGUUAGGAUCUUCUGAUCCCAGCCAAGAAACGGGGAGUCUCUUUUCCAAAGCUGGCCAGAAACCAGGCCCUUGAACAAACCCUCGGCAUCUGUUCCCGAGCAAGACUUGGCAGGAUCGCUCGUCCCCUUCCAUUUUGUCUUUCCCCACCCUCUCCUUGCUCUGGAUUUAAAUGAGGCAGACGCCCCUGACUUGCCCACGAACCUGCUCGUGGUACCACCCAAUCUGGAGAGGUGCAGGGAGGAAAAAUGUUUUCCUCUGUCAGUUAGAAAGUGCUCAAAGACCAGCUCCCCAAGUGGGGAAGUCAACAGCCUGACGCUGAUUUCCACCAGCUGAGCAUCCGGGGCCUAUUCUUGUGUCUAGUCCAUUGCAUUUUCGCAUCUAAUCAGUUUCAGCCUCAGACCGAAAUACAGUUCGGCCGGGCAAGACGUUCCAGCCCGUCCCUCAGGGCUCAGGUCGCUCUAGGCUGGGCGUUCAGGUCAGCACGAGAGGCUAGUUUUGGGGUGUGGUGGGUUUUUUUGUAAACAGAGGGAAAUUGGGGGUGUGAAACUGCAAAGAAUUGUCAUUGCGACUGACGCUGAGGUCUAGAAAAGAGGAAACUGCUUUGGCAUUGAAUGGAAACUGACCCGAUUCUGAUUUGCCUCUAAUCAAAGGGGAUUAAUCUCAGCUCCGCCCAGAGGGGGUGCUUGCUCUUGGAGGAAGAUUUGUGCCCAAGAGGUGAGGAGGGGCAGGUUGCUACCGUCUCAGGCCCAGGCCCUGGAAGGUAUUCAGGUGCUUAGCUCAGAGCCAGCGUCUCUAAAGGUCUCCAAGUCUAAAUAUGAGCUAGAUUUUCCCCAGAGCUCAACACCCGACGUGCUCAGCUCUCGGGAGAAAUUGCAGCUCUUUAAAGUUUGCCUUUGAUGCAUCCAAAAAAAAAAAGUCUUUAAAGCUCCGAUUUGCUCCAUGGAGGUUGGUUGUCUUUGAGUCUCUGCCAACGGACGAGGCUCCAGGGGCAGGCGUGGUGCUCCGUUCCGUUCCAUGCCACUCGCAAUCGUCCAUUCUCUGCUUCCCUGGAUUUAAAUGACACACAGGACUGGCGGGUGGGAAUUUUCGAAUCCGGCUCCAGCCGCGCUUUGCCUGAAAGCUGGUUCUUUUAGAUCCCCGGGGCUGCUUUUCAAUCCAGAUCAACUGGGCUCGGGUGAAAGCUACGAAGCCGUUGCUGGCACAGUCAGCUGGGAGGCUGCCAACGCUGUGGGUGUCUUGGGAGCGACCGGGGACGGUUUUCCAAGUGACUGAAAGACACCCUGACACCCACUCCUGUCUCCCCCAAAUCCACUGGGUUCUAACUGGUGAUGACUUUAUAUUCUCUGGCACCUGGGACAGGUUUAUCCUGAGACGUUUCCCAAACCCAGGCUAAUGGUUUGUGGGUCUCCAGAUGCCAAUUUUUCCCCCAGAUCUUGUUCCAUCUCACACACUGGAUUCCUCUUUCCUAAGAGCUUGGUACGUCUCCAUUGGAAACUUUGCCAAAUUCAUCUCAGAGAGAAGUGGAGGUUGGGUUGGGGUGGAAAACACCCCGUGUUUAGUAGGAAACGCAGCUUUGCUCCACCAAAGGCAAUAGAAUGAGGACAGUUUGUGCUCUGACUGUUGGCUCAGAGACGGCCAGAGCGGGAAUCAGGCCCGAUCUGGUUUUCUGCUCCCCUCGUUAAGGUUGCUGACGCUUGAGAUCAUUAAACCUGAAGGAAUUUUGAAUUGAUCCGGUUUCCAGGAAGUGCUAUUUCUCUUUGGGGCCACGGCUCCUGGGUAAUUUCACUCCUUUGCCUAGUCAGUUUCACCUGCUGAGCUGGCAAACUCCUGGGCAAAAAUCCCAAUUUUAAAAAUCAAACCGUUGAUUUUUUUUUUUCUUUAAAAAUCCUUGGGGAUCUCAAUAUUUAAAAUCUGAGACAGAUCCUAGUACCCUGGGUGCUGGGAAAUCAGAUCUCUGGGUAUUUUGCCAUGGGGGCUAAAUUAGCAGUUGGAAAUCUCAGCUGUCAUUGACUGCAGGAGAAUGUGAGCCCCCCAUCCCCUCAGAGCCCCCCCUCCCCUUAACGAUCUGACUGAUUUUUGAACUGGAUCAACCCCAAAUUCUUUAGUGAUGUUUCCAAAAAUUCUAGCGGCGUUUGCUACUUGAUGGCCCCGCUGUGCUGGGAUAGUGUUGUUAUUGUAGGGCCUACUGUGUCUUCCGCUUCCUGGCUUUGUGCUGGGGGCCCCGUCCAAACUCGUGCUCUGCUGCUGAAACCCAGGCGCCCAUUUGAUCUCUUUGUAGAUGAGCCGCAGAAGCCAGCGGUGCUGAGUUGUGAAUGUUUUGGUUGGUGUUCAGCCUUUCCUUAUUUCGUGCCACUCUAUUUAUUUUGCCAACCUUCUGGGCUGUGAAGUUUAUUUACCCGGCCGGGCUGUUUAAACAGGACAAAGGUUCUGAAACAAAGGUGGGAUUCUCACGGGGUGGUGCUGAAAUCAGGCAGCUGGAGUCUUCUCACAGGCUUUGCCCGGUGCGCUCUCGAGAUCCGGGACCCCUUUGAAAAAGAAACGCGGCCCUCGCACCAGGAAUUGACCGAGCAACUUCUCCUGGCUACGGACUCUCUAAAAACUGCAGUGGAUUCUGGGAGGGAGGCUGGGGGAGCAGCCAGUUAACACUGCCUUGGGGGGCUCGAGGCGUCACUUUCAAGGGGGAUUGGGUGCUUCCCCCCACCCCACCCCCCAGCCAACGGUGGCGAUUCUGGAUUCCUCUGGGGGAAAGACCGAGGAGUUGGAUUCUGCUCCCGUUAACGGCCAAGCGCCUGGAGCUCUUCCCCCUCCAGGCUGCCAGCGAUUCGAUCUCUUUCUGCCUCCCAAGCAGCUGAGUUCUCUAACCGACCCAAGGAACCAAAUCUAGCUAAAGCCGCGGCGGAGGGCGGCCGGCCGGGGCGUUGGGCGGGUGCCAAGGGGACCUGGCCUGGAUCAGGCUGGGUUUAUGGCCUCUGGGUCAGCACAGCUGUUCUAUCCCCUGUAUAUAUCCUCUGUACAGUCGGAGACCCCACAUGUUCCUAAACCCCCGCGCCCAAAGCUGGGCUUGGCGAAGGGGGUCCCGCUCGGGCCUUGGAGUGAAUGUGCUACAGGAAUGAAAGUGGAAAUAAAAGGAGGAAAAAGUG
Messenger RNA from Mauremys mutica (yellowpond turtle), 8672 nucleotides. RefSeq names its product TBC1 domain family member 25-like. Gene Ontology annotation, cellular component: autophagosome. Gene Ontology annotation, molecular function: GTPase activator activity. NCBI's taxonomy places the organism in Eukaryota, Metazoa, Chordata, Testudines, Geoemydidae. The record is from RefSeq and is a predicted model, not a curated record. Gene Ontology annotation, biological process: regulation of autophagosome maturation; activation of GTPase activity.